CGUCAUGACGACCGGGCGGCCCGCAACGGCGGCGGGGACCAGUCGUUGAGGCUGUGAGCCGAACUAGGGCCUUACGGACCUCGCCCGACCGGGCGGGGCCCGCGCCAGAGAGACACAGCUCCGUCCGAACAGGGACUAUGAGAAAAUGGUCGGGCAGACGAGGAGUAAGCUCAAAGAAGCGGCUUCAGAGCCGGCGCACUCCUCCCGCGCCAUGCCGUCCAGGCGGCGACGCCGGGCCACCGGAGCCGGGGAGCCGGAGAUGGAGGAGCCGCAGGCGCAGGUGGAAAAGCCGCAGCCUCCGUUGCCCGUAGGCGGGGGGAACCUGCCGGGGGGCGCCCGGGACUACUCGCCGCGGAGGACCCGAAAUCCGAACGCGCAGAAUUGCAUGCAAAUGGAGGUGGUCGCAAAGACCCUCCUUCUCGGCCGCUUCCAGUUCCUCAACUGUUUGCUGGAGCAGCUCCGCGACAAGGUGCAGCAGUUGCGGAGACGGCAGCUCAACAGCAGGACCUCUCUGGCCAUAGCUGCCUUUGUGGGAGUUUUGCACUGGAUACAUUUAGUAACACUUUUUGAAAACGAUCGUCAUUUUUCCCACCUAUCAUCUUUAGAACGGGAGAUGACUUUUCGAACUGAAAUGGGACUUUAUUAUUCCUACUUCAAGACCAUUAUUGAAGCACCUUCAUUUUUGGAAGGACUGUGGAUGAUAAUGAAUGACAGGCUUACUGAAUAUCCCCUUGUAAUUAAUACAGUGAAACGCUUCCAUCUUUAUCCAGAGGUGAUUAUAGCCUUCUGGUAUCGCAUAUUUGUGGGAAUAAUGAAUUUAUUUGGGCUAGAGGCUAAGACCUGCUGGAAUGUCACCAGAGUAGAACCUUUAAAUGAAGUUCAAAGCUGUGAAGGAUUGGGAGACCCUGCUUGCUUUUAUGUUGCUGUGAUUUUUAUUUUAAAUGGACUAAUGAUGGGAUUGUUCUUCUUAUAUGGUGCAUACCUGAGUGGGACUCAACUUGGAGGUCUAAUUACAGUAUUGUGCUACUUUUUCAACCAUGGAGAGGCUACCCGCGUAAUGUGGACACCACCUCUCCGGGAAAGUUUUUCAUAUCCAUUUCUUGUACUUCAGAUGUGCAUUUUAACUUUGAUUCUCAGGACCUCGAACAAUAAUAGAAGGCAUUUUAUUGCACUAUGUUUUUCCAAUGUUGCUUUUAUGCUUCCCUGGCAGUUUGCUCAGUUUAUACUUUUUACACAGAUAGCUUCAUUAUUUCCUAUGUAUGUUGUGGGGUACAUUGAGCCAAACAAAUUUCAGAAGAUCAUUUAUAUGAACAUGGUUUCAGUUCUCCUUUGUUUUGUAUUGAUGUUUGGAAAUCCAAUGUAUUUAUCUUCUUAUUAUUCUUCAUCUUUGUUAAUGACAUUGGUGAUAAUUCUAAAGAGAAAUAAAAUUCAAAGAUUGGGAGUGUCUGAACUCAACUUUUGGCUGAUUCAAGGUUGUGCUUGGUUGUGUGGAACAAUUAUUUUGAAAUUUCUGACAUCUAAAAUCUUAGGUGUUUCAGAUCAUAUUCGCUUGAGUGACCUUAUAGCAGCCAGAAUCCUAAGGUAUACAGAUUUUGAUACCUUAAUUUACACUUGUGCUCCUGAAUUUGACUUCAUGGAAAAAGCGACUCCCUUGAGAUAUACAAAGACAUUAUUGCUUCCAGUUGUUAUGACGAUUACUUAUUUUAUCUUUAAAAAGGCUUAUCGUGAUGUUUUAUGUGUCUUAUCUGCAAAUACUUAUCUAAGAAAACAGCUCCUUGAACAUGGUGAGCUGAUUUUUCACACAUUGCAACUGUUAGCAUUCACUGUCCUUGCCAUUUUAAUCAUGAGGCUGAAGUUGUUUUUAACACCUCACAUGUGUGUUAUGGCUUCCUUGAUAUGUUCUCGACGGCUCUUUGGCUGGCUUUUUUGCAGAGUUCGUUUUGAGAAUGUUAUCUUUGGCAUCCUAACAGUGAUGUCAAUACAAGGUUGUGCAAACCUCCAUAAUCAAUGGAGCAUAAUAGGAGAAUUUAAUAAUUUGCCUCAAGAGGAACUGAUACAAUGGAUCAAAUAUAAUACCAGACCGGAUGCUGUUUUUGCAGGUGCCAUGCCUACAAUGGCCAGUGUCAAGCUGUCUACCCUGCACCCCAUUGUGAAUCACCCACAUUACGAGGAUGCAGACUUGAGGGCUCGGACAAAAAUAGUUUAUUCCACAUAUAGUCGAAAAUCUGCAAAAGAAGUGAGAGAUAAAUUGUUGGAGUUACAUGUGAAUUAUUACAUUUUAGAAGAGGCAUGGUGUGUUGUGAGAACUAAGCCUGGUUGCAGUAUGCUGGAAAUUUGGGAUGUGGAAGACCCUUCCAAUACAGCUAAUCCUCCCUUAUGUAGUGUCUUGCUCAAGGAUGGGAGGCCUUACUUCACCACAGUAUUUCAGAAUAGUAUGUACAGAGUAUUAAAGGUUAACUGAGAACAAAACCCACCACACUGUGGUGAAAACAAGUGUGUAGAAAACAAUCACUUUGCCUUAUUUGCAUUAAUAAAAAUCACAAGCUUUAACAAGGGGUCCUUAAAAAGAAGAUAUUAAAAAUGAUCUCAGGUUAUUUUGAUUACCAAAAGGUAAAUUAUUUCAUUGGUUUCCAUUGAAUGUCAGCCUUUUAAAGCUUGUUAUUUAAAUGAUUAAAUCAUUUCAUAUUGCAUAAACAAAUGUCCAUCCUAGAAGUUGUAACGAAAAAAAGAUCAAGACAUUUAAUAAUUUAAAGGUAAAUGUCAGUCCUUUUGUACCCAACUAGAUGCUUCAGAUUUUCUCUAGUACCAGCAUGCACCAGCUCAGACUCUUGAAACCACUUAAAAUAGAUUAAUGCAGUUUCUGAAAUGACACUUCCUUAAAAUCCUGAUACUAAUCACAACUUCUUUACCUCUGUGAGGAAAUUUGUGUGUAACCACGUGUCUAUUAAGGUGGUUUUUGCUUUUAUUAACCCUCGGGAAAGAUCUUUACUAGCUUUUAAUAGUUUUUUAUUAUUUCAAGUAAGUUAAAUAUUUUUAAAAACACUUAUUUAGUAAUGUUUUAAAUGUCUUGAAAUGUAUUUACCCAACCAAAUAAGUAUUUUCUAUUGAUUAGUUCCCAGCUGAGGUUCAGCAGGUUAUUAAUCUGUCUUUAUAAUCCAGUGAUUUUUCCUUUAACAUUCAAGUAAAAUAAAAACUGCUAUGGUACAAGACCACAUUUGGGGGUUAAAACAUAAGCAGAAAAGAAACUCCAGCUAAGUUUAUCAUUUUUAAGGUCCUAGAUCCUGAAUGAAGCAAAGGCAUUUUUCAUCUCCACAGCCCUGUAAUUCGGUGGACAUAGUCUUUCUGAUCACCAUCUUUGUAAUAACAUAUUUCUAAAUCCUCAUUUAUUUUUGGUUUUGGAUAAGGAAAUUGAUGUUUUAUAUAUCUUCUCCUCCAAUAUGAAACCUGUGCAACAGUAAUGCUUUGAGAGUGGGGAAUAAUUAUCUUGAAGAUACUGCCGAAUGCAAAGAUAAACACUAGAAAACAAAGAUAAACACUCAAGCAGAGAACUGCUUGAGAGACAGUAAAUAUGCUACAUCUGUAGUCUUUUGAUAUCUGCUUUAAAUUAGUCAUCUUGGAGUUUUUGUAAUUCCCUUAUGUUCUUGGCCCUCUGCAUUUGGACUAACAAAAUUACUUAGUUCUAUAGGUUAGUUCAUGUAUGGGAGGUAGGAGAUUAUAUUUAAGAAAGCUGAUAAAAUUAUUUUUCAACUUUUGUAAUUGUAAAAUAUUUUAAUACAGGAUACAAAACAUCUAAGAAAGCAUGCCCCAUUUCAUCAGUAUUUUCAAAUAACUUAUUUGGGCCUAAGUAUGGGGCAAAGAAGGAAAGGAGAAUUAACAUCUAAUAUUCAUAAAAAUAAAAUACAUUUUGGAUGAUAUUUUCAUAGGAAAUA
Mustela erminea (ermine) is the source of this 3929-nucleotide messenger RNA. It is a transcript of the gene DPY19L2, whose product is annotated as dpy-19 like 2. The record is from RefSeq and is a predicted model, not a curated record. Gene Ontology annotation, biological process: spermatid development. The transcript has 22 exons. NCBI's taxonomy places the organism in Eukaryota, Metazoa, Chordata, Mammalia, Carnivora, Mustelidae. Gene Ontology annotation, molecular function: mannosyltransferase activity. Bases 146 to 2461 code for a protein of 771 amino acids. Gene Ontology annotation, cellular component: nuclear inner membrane.